Molecule: messenger RNA, 564 nt
Organism: Drosophila serrata
Lineage: Eukaryota; Metazoa; Arthropoda; Insecta; Diptera; Drosophilidae
Product: larval cuticle protein 4-like
Cellular component (GO): chitin-based extracellular matrix
Molecular function (GO): structural constituent of chitin-based larval cuticle
Source: RefSeq, a predicted model, not a curated record
AUGUUCCGAUACUUGGCCUUUGUCCUGCUGAUCGGUGCCUGUGUGGCCACCGAUGACGAUGCCCACGCUCAUGUGGCAAAGCAGUACAAAAAGGAGGAUGGACAUGGCAAGUUCUCGUAUGGCUUUGACAUAACCAAUGGCAUUGGUGCCGGCGAGGCUGGAGAUGAGCAUCAGGUGAACGGCGAGUACCACUUCAUUUCAAAGGAAGGUCUACCUGUAAAGGUAUCAUACACUGCCGAUGAGAACGGCUAUCAUCCGCACGGGGAUCUGCUGCCCACGCCACCACCCACACCGGAGGCAAUCCUGCGGGCACUGGCCUACAUCGACGCCCAUCCCAAGAGGGAGGAGCCGCGCCCUGUUCAUCAUCAGACUCCUCAUUCUCAUCCAGUGCAUCCUCAGGCGCCUCGUUCCCAUCAAGUAAAUCAUCAGCAGUCUCAUUCGCAUCCUGUGCAUCACCAGCCUCCUCGUUCCCAUCAAGCGCAUCCUCAGCAGCCUCUCCCAGUGCAUCUAGCGCAUCCAGUACAUCCAACGGUCAGUCCCCAUGGUCACCAUCACCUCCACUGA